AUGGUGACAUUACCGCUGAUAGGACUUGAUAUUGUUGAAAGCAAUGACGCAAUUGUGUCUGGAAUUCCUCUACCACCGGCCACUCCUCAUUUCCAAGAAGGGAAAAUUCCAUCUACAUCGCCAAUUCCCCAAAAUUCAUAUCAUCAAACUCACAUAACAAAUCAUUACAAAUUUAUUCAAACUGCACCAAUUGCUUAUACUUCACCAGCAACAGUCCAAGUAUUGCCCCUAACAUCAAGUUCCUUUGAUAUUCCAACACCUACACAAUCUGAACCUUUAACGACCCCGAUUUCACCUUCACCACAGGAUUUAAGCUCCUUGUUGUCACCACAUGAACCUCCUCAUGAAGUAGAUUUGUAUUUUCCACAAAGGCAGCAAAAAUUGCGACAGCAGAUGAGCAGAAAUACAGGCGCAUUUUUCAGUGGUAACGCUGGUGGCGGUUGUAGUAGUGACGUUUUCACUGAAUAUGUGGAGAAUAGAUUUGCUAGAUUUAGACCAACAGAGUCGCAACAUAAUAAUGAUGUGGUGAUGAAUAACUUACAUCCGUUUCAGAGAGACGAUUAUGGAGUUGAGCAAAAGUCAAUAUUCGAAAAUAUAACCACUUGGUUUAAAAAAAAGCCUAUAGUGGCUACCGAUUUAGAAACACAGAGUCAAUCGCCGCCUACUACUGAUAAAAGUGCAUCGUGUACCGCAGGAUUCUUGCAGCGCGGUGAAGAAAUGGGUAACACUGCUGAGCCAGUGUACACACCACGAGGCAUUCCUAUAAAUGAGUAUCCGCUCAACUUCAUCAAACAGCAGGAUAAUAGUAAUUUGGGAGAAGAGAACGAAAGAAGAACAGCCAUAAUCAAUCUGUUUGAUGAAGAAGUAAGAGAUUUGGUUGACGGAGUAGAUAAUUUUCUAACCAGUUGCUUUGACGGGGUCUGGACCUUCACUUCUGGCCUCUGUUCAACUUGCCUAGAUCCGUUUGACGAAUAA
This is a messenger RNA of Lodderomyces oxycetoniae, 975 nucleotides long. RefSeq lists its product as uncharacterized. The record is from RefSeq and is a predicted model, not a curated record. Lineage: Eukaryota; Fungi; Ascomycota; Pichiomycetes; Serinales; Debaryomycetaceae. Bases 1 to 975 code for a protein of 324 amino acids. The transcript has a single exon.